Molecule: messenger RNA, 1477 nt
Organism: Tilletiopsis washingtonensis
Lineage: Eukaryota; Fungi; Basidiomycota; Exobasidiomycetes; Entylomatales
Exons: 2
Coding region: 4-1365 (453 amino acids)
Source: RefSeq, a predicted model, not a curated record
GACAUGGCGCCGCUCGAGGCGCAGCUGCGGGCCGCGCGGCGCGCCGGCGACGCCGCCGAGACGGCGCGCCUGGAGCGCGAGCGCACACGCGUGCUCAAGCUCAAGGAGGACUUCGUCAAGCUGCACCCCGCCAGCCGCAAGCUCGUCUUUCCCGAGCGCAGCGAGGACAGAAAGGAGCACGACGCACAGGCGCAGGCCGGCAGCAGCAGCGGCGCAGCGCAGGCCCCGCACGGUGCGCCGGGCAGCGGGCGCGUGCCGGAGCGCAGCAUCUACUACGACGCCGUCUUCAACCCCAGCGGCGCGCCGCCGCCGGGCAUGCCGUACCGCGAGAAGCCGCCAUCAGAAUGGCCCGGCGCUGCGGCGCCGCCCGCGUGGCCCGAAUCCUUUUCGGGCGAUGCGGACGCCGACGUCGAGCUUGAGGAUGCGUCCGAGGAGGACAGCGGCGAGGACGACGAGGAUGACGACGACGACGCCAUCGUCCUGCCACCUGGGCCGCCACCAGAGGCGGGCGCGGACGGUGCUGCUGCUGAGCCGUCAGCUCCCGAGUCGGACUCAGACGAGGAUUCGGAGUUCGACGACAUCCACCUGCCGGACGCGCCGCCUCCGCCGCCGCCGCUGCCGCCAGGCCCGCCGCCGCUGCCUGCUGCCGCCCCGCUGCCUCCAGGGCCGCCGCCGCUGCCGGGCGCUCGCUUCGCCAUGCCGCCUGGGCCGCCGCCUGGCUUUGGGCCACCACCAGGCUUCGGACCACCGCCAGGCUUCGGCCCCCCGCCUGGCUUCGCUGCUCCAGACUAUGGCCCGCCGCCAGGCUUCGGUCCGCCGCCCGGCUUUGGUCCACCGCCUGGCUUCGCCGCGCCGCGCCGGCCACAUGCUCCUCAGCAGCAGCCUGGACAGGCACCUCGCGGCUUCUACGGCCGCAGCGGACGCGGCGGCGCUGCGCCGCCAAUUGCCGAGGGGCAGGCGCAGUGGGGCCGCAUGCCUGCCAACGGCGAGGCGUCCGCAUCUGCGUCCACUUCUGCUGCCCCGACGGCGUCUGCGGCUGCCGCCGCCAGCAGCAGCGCCACGCUCGUGGCCGCGCCGCAGCUGCGCGACCUGCGCGCCGAGGCGGCCGCCUUUGUGCCGCCGGCGCUGCGCAAGAAGCUCGCGACGACCAAGGCGCGCGCGGCGCUGGGUGGACUGCGCAAGGGCGUCGAUGCCGCGCCGGGCGAGCCUGAUGCCGAAGACGAGGCUCAUCGGGCGGACAAGGUCGGCCUCAGCGAGCGUCUGCGCAUGGCUGUCGGCGACGGGCCAGCAGAUGCGCGCGGCGCGCAGAGGCCAAAGGACGACGAGUACGCCAAGUUCCUGGGCGACGUCGGCGACCUGUUGUAGGCCGUCGUGCCGAGGCGCCGAGGCAUGUCACCAAUCCAUACAUCGACACUGUCGGCGGCGCAGGUCUGUGGCAGCACGACGUGUCAUUGCUGCGCGUCGCGCGGCCGCUCGA